Molecule: messenger RNA, 954 nt
Organism: Cladophialophora carrionii CBS 160.54
Lineage: Eukaryota; Fungi; Ascomycota; Eurotiomycetes; Chaetothyriales; Herpotrichiellaceae
Exons: 1
Coding region: 1-954 (317 amino acids)
Source: RefSeq, a predicted model, not a curated record
AUGGCGGAGUUGUCUUUGGAAUUGGCCGAUGGGUCACUGCUCACGGGCAAGACCUAUCUCAAGCUCCAGCCCGCGUUGGAGCUUUCGUCCCCCGCUGUGCCAUUGCUCGUUCUAGUGCAUGGCGGUGGCUGUACGUGCGAUUUCUUCGACGCCGGUUCGAAACAUUCGGUGCGUCGUUUCAGCGAAGUCUUGGGCGUCCCAGUGGUCACCAUCAACCGACCGGCUUACGGCGGGACUUUGCCCCUCGCGGACGAUAAAGCAGACAAAUUGAGCACCUUCAUCCAACGCCAUGGUCGAUGGUUGCAUGAGCUGGCCCUUCCGGCGAUAUGGAAGGAGUACUCUGCCCCGUUGAACGUCUCUUCAAUCGUGCUAUACGGCGAAUCGAUCGGUGGCGCCGUGUGCACCGUCGCGGCGGGCAUUCACGCGAAAGACCCAGCCCGAUAUAAGCUUGCCGGCUUGGUUCUCUCGGCUAUGGGUUCUGCGCCGAAGACCGAGCCCCUCAAGCCGUUGUUUGAGGACGAAAGCAUGAAGGGGAAGCAGUUGUCGAUUCCGCGGGAAUUAUUGACAUCGCUUGCUGUUGCGGACGACCAGAAAGUGGCAAAUCCCGCGGUUUGGAAUGCGAGCACAUGCCACCAUCCCACUCCGGUCGAGGAGAUCUACGACAUCAACAUGCAGUGGCCCACAUAUUGGAGGUCGUACGCCGGGGAUGUUCAAGUCCAGGUCCUCUACUCGAUGGGCGAGUUCGAUAACCUCUGGCAUUUGAGUGCAGAGACCAUGAACGAGUUUACUGACGCCUUCACGUCCUCGCCGUGGGUGGAAAGCAGGCUGAUGAAGAACGCGCCGCACUGCAUUGAGUUUGGCUAUCAGUGCUCCGGGUUUCUGCUGCGCAUGUUUGGAUUCGCACUCGAAUGUGCUGCGUCGAUGUCGAUAGACGAGGAGAGGGACAAAAGGUGA